ACGGCAAAACCCAGCGGGUUUGUACCCGUUGCCAUCUCUAGGUGAGAUCUUCGUCUAGAUUUUUGUUACCUUCGUGAUGGAUUGAGUGCUCUAACUUUAAUUUGUUUUGCAGAGCAUGUUGUUAAGCAAGGUGCUAAAAAUGCAGCAGGAUACUGAGGACAGAAAACACGAAGUCAUAGUUAAAGGCUUAGAAGAUAAAAUAAAGGAAUUUGAAGCUUCUCUAAAAGAAAAGGAUUUCUUGCUGCAAACAGUCGAAGGUUCCCUUGCAGAAGUACAACCUCAAAAUGCCAAAUUGAGCGAGGAGCUGGACGAAGCUCGAAAAAAUUUGGAUGAAAGCUCACUGCGCUUUAACAACGAAACAAAAGAGCUCGAAGCGAAGGUCAAAGCCAAAACCGAAAGAAAUUUGAAGCUACAUGAAGCUUUUGAGAACCUUCGGAACAAGUGUGCUGGCUUUGCCACCCGGUGUGCUAAUCGGUUGAAGGGGAUAUUCAACUCGGUUGGAGCUGAUUCUGAAGAGAUUAACCCUUCGGUCGAAGACAUCCCCGGGGCCUUUGAUCAUAUUGAAAAUGAAGUUGAAGCCCUUGAUGAAGUUAUCACUAGGCACGGGGAUUUCUGUGCCCUGGUAGCUUCUCGUGACACAACUGCUGCAUUUAUGAAGGCUGGAUGCACUCAUGCCAUGGCGGUUAACAAGCCAACUUUCAAUCUUUCAAUGUCAGAUAUAGUUGAUAUCCCAGCCGAAGCCCGAAGCAUAGGAAACAAAUUUAUUACCCAAAUUUGGGCUAAGGGUGGGCAUGAGUUGGCUAGGGAUGAAGCUCGAAAACUGCUCAAUUCAGAUGGUGGCGCCGAAGCUUGUUGAGCCGAAGCUUGUUCCGAAGGGCUGAAGACUCUUAGAACUUCCUUUUGUAACUAUCUAUAGAAAACUUAGGAUCUCUUGCAAAAGAUUGUAAAUGAACAAAAUAUUGUACUUAUUUGUGAAUACCUUGUAAUAUAAUUUCACCUUUUUGCUCCUGUAUGAACUGCUUUGUUA
This is a messenger RNA of Zea mays, 1027 nucleotides long. RefSeq lists its product as uncharacterized. The record is from RefSeq and is a predicted model, not a curated record. Bases 116 to 856 code for a protein of 246 amino acids. The transcript is spliced from 2 exons. Lineage: Eukaryota; Viridiplantae; Streptophyta; Magnoliopsida; Poales; Poaceae.